ACGGAUCGUCACCGUGAAGCUGAGCUUGAUCGCUUCCCCUUGUGAACUCAUCUGAUCUGAGAGUUGUUUCUGUUUCGUAAUCUGUGAAUAUGCUGACGAAGUUCGAGACCAAGAGUAACCGAGUUAAGGGUCUGAGUUUCCACCCUAAACGACCAUGGAUUCUCGCCAGUUUGCACAGUGGUGUGAUCCAGCUCUGGGAUUAUCGUAUGGGUACUUUGAUCGAUAGAUUUGAUGAGCACGAAGGACCUGUUCGUGGUGUUCAUUUCCACAGUUCUCAGCCUUUAUUCGUCUCUGGAGGGGAUGAUUACAAGAUUAAAGUUUGGAACUACAAACUUCACAGGUGUCUUUUCACUCUUCUCGGGCAUCUUGAUUAUAUCCGCACUGUCCAAUUUCACCACGAAAACCCAUGGAUUGUGAGUGCUAGUGACGAUCAGACUAUCCGCAUAUGGAACUGGCAGUCAAGAACUUGUAUUUCCGUGUUGACUGGUCACAAUCAUUAUGUUAUGUGUGCUUCUUUCCAUCCAAAGGAAGACCUUGUUGUGUCAGCAUCACUGGAUCAGACUGUCCGUGUUUGGGACAUUGGUGCUCUUAAGAAGAAGUCAGCAUCUCCUGCUGAUGACCUCAUGCGAUUUAGUCAGAUGAAUUCUGAUCUUUUUGGUGGGGUUGAUGCUAUAGUUAAGUACGUCCUUGAAGGUCAUGAUAGAGGAGUAAACUGGGCUUCUUUUCAUCCCACCCUUCCUCUCAUUGUCUCUGGUGCCGAUGACCGCCAAGUAAAGCUGUGGCGUAUGAAUGAAACUAAAGCUUGGGAGGUGGAUACAUUGCGAGGUCACAUGAAUAAUGUUUCAUCCGUUAUGUUCCAUGCAAAACAAGACAUAAUUGUAUCAAACUCUGAGGAUAAAAGCAUCCGUGUCUGGGAUGCUACCAAGCGAACUGGAAUCCAAACUUUUCGCCGUGAACAUGAUCGAUUCUGGAUUCUUGCAGUUCACCCUGAGAUUAAUUUACUGGCAGCAGGACAUGAUAAUGGUAUGAUUGUCUUCAAACUUGAGAGAGAACGUCCUGCAUUUGCUUUGAGUGGUGAUUCAUUAUUCUAUGCCAAGGAUAGAUUUUUGCGGUACUAUGAAUAUUCAACUCAAAAAGAUUCCCAAGUUAUUCCUAUACGGCGUCCUGGUACCCCAAGCUUGAAUCAAAGUCCUAGGACUUUAUCAUACAGUCCGACAGAAAAUGCAGUCCUAAUCUGCUCAGAUCUGGAUGGUGGUUCUUACGAGUUGUACAUCAUACCGAAAGAUAGCGUUGGCAGGAGUGACGUUGUGCAAGAUGCAAAGAGGGGGACAGGGGGUUCUGCGGUGUUCAUUGCACGAAAUCGGUUUGCUGUUCUCGAGAAAAGCACCAGCCAGGUGCUAGUGAAGAAUCUAAAGAAUGAGGUGGUUAAAAAGAGUUCUCUGCCUAUUCCCACAGAUGCUAUCUUUUAUGCUGGGACUGGAAAUUUGCUUUGUAGGUCUGAAGACAAAGUGGUUAUAUUUGACCUUCAACAAAGGCUUGUUCUUGGUGAGCUUCAGACACCGUUUGUUAGGUACGUUGUUUGGUCUAAUGAUAUGGAGAGUGUUGCUUUGCUCAGCAAACAUACUAUCAUUAUUGCGAGCAAAAAACUUGUCCUCCAAUGCACGCUUCAUGAGACAAUACGUGUGAAAAGUGGAGCCUGGGACGACAAUGGUGUCUUCAUUUACACAACUCUGAACCACAUCAAGUACUGUCUUCCUAAUGGAGAUAGUGGAAUCAUCAGAACCCUGGAUGUCCCAAUCUACAUCACCAAGGUGUCUGGAAACACAAUCUUUUGCUUGGACCGGGAUGGGAAAAACAGGGCUAUCACCAUUAAUGCAACCGAAUACAUUUUCAAGCUUGCACUGCUGAGAAAGAGAUAUGAUCAUGUCAUGAGCAUGAUAAAGAACUCCCAGCUAUGUGGACAGGCUAUGAUCGCUUAUCUUCAGCAGAAAGGUUUUCCUGAAGUUGCCCUCCACUUUGUUGAAGACGAGAGGAUCCGAUUCAACUUGGCUCUUGAAAGUGGCAACAUCAGUGUAGCUGUUGCAUCCGCUACAGAGAUUAAUGAGAAAGACCACUGGUAUAGACUCGGAGUGGAGGCUCUUCGUCAAGGAAAUUCUAGAAUUGUUGAGUUUGCGUACCAGCAGACAAAGAACUUUGAGAGGUUAUCUUUUCUAUAUCUCAUUACUGGCAAUUUAGACAAGCUGUCAAAGUUGAUGAAAAUUGCAGAGGUGAAGAACAAUGUAAUGGGUCAGUUUCACAAUGCUCUCUACCUAGGAGAUGUUAAAGAGCGUGUUAAGAUACUAGAGAAUGCUGGUCAUUUGCCUCUAGCUUAUAUCACAGCUUCGGUUCAUGGUUUAAAUGACAUUGCUGAGCGACUGGCCAUUGAGCUUGGAGACAACGUGCCCACAUUGCCUGAAGGGAAAACUCCAUCGCUUCUAAUGCCACCGCCUCCCAUCAUGUGUGGUGGCGAUUGGCCUCUUCUGAGAGUGAUGAAAGGAAUAUUUGAAGGAGGGCUUGAGAGUGCAAACCGAGGAGGGGCUGUUGAUGAAGAAGAAGAAGAUGUUGAAGGCGACUGGGGUGAGGGACUUGAUAAAUUCGAUGUUGAUGGAAUGGAGAACACAGACAUUGAAGCCAUAUUGGAUGGUGCAGAAGCAGCUGAAGAUGAAGACGACGGGGAAGGUGGAUGGGGGGGACUUGAAGACUUGGAGCUUCCACCAGAGCUUGAUACUCCUAAAGCCUCUGCUAACGCACGUUCAUCUAUUUUUGUGACACCUACUCAAGGUAUGCCCGUAAGUCAGAUUUGGAGCCAGAAAUCUUCCCUUGCUGCUGAGCAGGCUGCAGCAGGAAGCUUCGACACUGCAAUGCGUUUGCUCCACAGACAGCUUGGCAUUAAGAACUUUGCACCUUUAAAAUCAAUGUUUCUUGAUCUGUUCAGUGGGAGCCAUAGCUAUCUGCGUGCCUUUUCUUCAUCUCCUGUGGUUCCUCUUGCCAUUGAGCGUGGAUGGAGUGAGUCUUCCAGUCCUAACGUCCGUGGCCCGCCAGCUCUUGUUUUCGAUUUCUCUCAGCUAGAAGCGAAGCUCAAAUCCGGCUACAAAGCCACAACAGCUGGGAAAUUAUCUGAGGCUCUCCGUGUCUUCCUCUCUAUUCUCCAAACCAUCCCAUUGGUGGUAGUUGAGUCAAGAAGAGAAGUCGAUGAUGUUAAGGAACUGGUCAUCAUUGUUAAAGAAUAUGUCCUCGGUCUUCAAAUGGAGCUCAAGAGGAGAGAGAUGAAAGAUGAUCCGGUGAGGCAGCAAGAGCUCGCUGCUUACUUCACUCACUGUAAACUGCAAACACCUCACCUACGGCUUGCAUACUUUAGUGCAAUGACCGUCUGCUACAAGGCAAAGAACAUGGCUACUGCUGCCCACUUUGCCAGAAGUUUGUUGGAUACAAACCCAACUAUUGAGAGCCAGGCCAGGACGGCUAGACAAGUUAUGCAAGCUGCUGACCGCAACAUGACAGAUGCAACCGCGCUCAACUACGACUUUAGAAACCCGUUUGUGAUAUGCGGGUCCACUUACGUGCCAAUCUACAAAGGACAGAAAGAUGUGGCAUGUCCUUACUGCACUGCCCGGUUUGUACCAAGCCAGGAAGGUAACAUCUGCUCGGUCUGUGAUCUUGCAGUCAUUGGCGCAGACGCAUCUGGUUUGCUAUGCUCUGCGUCUCAAGUCCGGUGAACAAGUCAGAUUGAUUAUGUGCUUCAGUCGUGAGGUAAGUACGAGAUGCUCUUUUUAUGGAAGAAGAGUGUUGAGCUUUUGGUGUUUGUGAAUUUUCCGCUGCAACUUCUAUUACUCUUUAAGUCUUAAAGUUGUUUCUUAUCUUAGCAACAACGCAUGAGAACUUUAUCUUCUUGCUUUAUAUUUCUUUUUGUUUGAUUUUGUUUUUACAGUCUCAGGACAUUUCAUUUAGGCUUAUCGGAUUUUAAACUCGAUCAUUAUGUUGAGAAAUAUAGACGUAAUAUUUUA
Molecule: messenger RNA, 4043 nt
Organism: Arabidopsis arenosa
Lineage: Eukaryota; Viridiplantae; Streptophyta; Magnoliopsida; Brassicales; Brassicaceae
Source: the annotation of a GenBank genome assembly